Messenger RNA from Cercopithifilaria johnstoni, 10380 nucleotides. The record is from the annotation of a GenBank genome assembly. NCBI's taxonomy places the organism in Eukaryota, Metazoa, Nematoda, Chromadorea, Rhabditida, Onchocercidae.
AUGCACCGAUUAUUACUGUUAUGGAUGACAUUUUAUGGCAUAUUGUUGCAUCCUAGCAAUGCAAUCACGAAAAGUUUUGUAAACUCAUCGAUGCCCGAUAUGCGGCCAACAUUUGUUGUUAACUUUGAUACCGGUAUCGUCAUUUGUCAACAUUCAUCUCAUCCAGAUGAUUUACAUUUGCAUCAAAUCUCGAUUAUAUGUGAUGGCAAGCCAGAUUGUUACAGUAAUCCAGCAAUGCAUGAUGAAAGUUUUCCAUAUUGCGGUAGCCGUUGUAACUCGACAUGCAAUCAGCGGGGUGCAUGUCUAUUCGAUGGAACUCAGGGACAAUGCUACUGUAAUGCUGGUUAUCAUGGCCCACAUUGUGAACUUAAUGAUAAUAAUGAAUGUAAGGAUAAGCCAUGUCAUUGGUUAGCGCAUUGUCGUAACACUUAUGGUUCAUAUUCUUGUACAUGUUUCCCGGGAUUUCAAGGGGAUGGACACGAAUGUUCCGAUAUUAAUGAAUGUGAAACAGGGAUAGCAAAAUGUCCAGAAUAUUCAACAUGCGUUAAUCUACCGGGAACAUAUUUUUGUAAUUGUACGGAAGGAUUUCAACCAUUGGGCAUACCACUUGAACGUUGCGCUGAUAUCGAUGAAUGCGCCCAAGAAAUGCAUAAUUGUCCAGAGAAUUUUAAAUGUCAAAAUGAGAUUGGUAGAUUUAAAUGUGUGGAAAAAUGUGACAUUGGUUAUCGCUUGGUGAAUGAAACGUGCGUUGAUAUCGAUGAGUGUGCGGAAAAGACUUCUGAAUGCAACAAACGUGCUACUUGUAUCAAUACGGUCGGAAGUUAUCAAUGCAUAUGUGAAGACGGUUUUACCGGUGAUGGUGUAAAUUGUACACCACUAAAUGACUGUGAUCAACAGGAAGGUAUUUGUGAUCGGCAUGCUUUUUGCAUUGGUAAUCUGCGAAUGUGUAUGUGUCAAUCAGGAUAUAUUGGUGAUGGCUUGAACUGUUACGACGUAAAUGAAUGCGCAGCGAAGCAUAACCCUUGCGAAGGUCAAAUCGGUGAAUUGCGUUGUGUGAAUGUCGAUGGCGGCUAUAUAUGUUGUGAAGAAUAUCUGGAUGAUAGGAGGUGUAUACGAGAAAAGGGUGCAUUCUGUUCUGGUGGAUGCGGACUGCAUGCGGUAUGCUAUAAUGAAACAUGUCAAUGCAUGGAAGGAUUUAGUGGUGAUCCACGAAUUAAGUGUUCUGAUGUAAAUGAAUGUGAGGAUGAUAAGCAAUGUCCGGGUGCUGGCGAAUGGUGUGUCAAUUUACUUGGUGGAUUCAUUUGUUGUAGUGCCGAUUCAAAGAAUCCUGAAUGCCUUGGUAGCAAUUCUAAACUGGAUGGCAUUCGGCGGAUUUUUUCAACUGGCAGUAUUCAACAAAAAGAAACAGGCGGUUUUGUGGUCAUCGAUAAGCAGGUGAUAUCAGUGGGACAAUUCGGUCUUGCAUGCUAUUUUGGAUGUCCCGCUGACUCGCAUUGCGUUAAUGAUACCUGCCAGUGCAAUGAUGGUUUCAUUGGAAAUACCUUCGAAGGUUGUGCAGAUGUUAAUGAAUGCGAGCUUGGCCUAUGUAAUCAAUCUGAUUCAUGGUGUAUUAAUUUGCGCGGCUCAUUCGCAUGUUGCACCACAAAUUCGACUUUAUCGCACUGCAUGGAUUUAGAAAUUACUAAUGGUCAUGAAAAUAGUCUUACUGCUGAUAACACUAAAGGAGAGCAUCUCUUGCCUUCUGCUAUCAAAAAAAUUACAGGCGGCAUUGAAACUGUUACCUUCGGCUCUAGUGAUAUUACCAGUGCUGGCAAUGCAGGCAAUGCACAUGACUCUUGGAAUGUUAAGUCUAGUAAAACUGAAUUUAGUGGUAGUGGACGAAGAAAUAGUUGGGCUAUUGAAACGGUUGGGGAAUGGAAAAAUUUCACAGGCCAUGCGAUAAUUAUUGGACGUGGACGAAUUGAAAGUAAAAAAUGGAAUGUGACAAAGGACAAGAAUGGGACAUUGAUUGGCAUUGAAGUGCAUGAAAACGGGACAGAAAUAGGAAAGUACUUUGAAUCUUCAGUCAAAGAAGGAAGAGCAGAUGGCGGUGAAAAGAGUGAAGAAACAGAAGGAUCUGGCGAAAGUAUGGAAACUAGUGACAUUUAUGGAGUAAAAGAAACAACUCCUAGUGGAAUGCUGGAGGCUGUCACUUCGGUAUCUUCAGAAGCUAAUAGAAGUAGUAAAAAGGACUCUGAUGGGAUCUUGACAAUCACUACAUCUUCAUCGCUGCCAACUGCUAGCAAUUUCGGUGAAAUACAUAAAAUUGGGGAAGAAGAAACCGAAAAAGCUGAAAUCAUUAUUUUCCAGUCUUCCAAAGCAUCAAUAAGUCAUACAUCUACUGAAUCAAGAAUAUCAUUAGAACGAAGCUCAGAAAGUCCUGUUAUUUUCACUCCAAAAACUUUAACGCCACAAAUCCUUGAAAUAGUUUCAAGUGAAAUCAACACCAGUCAGGAUAAUUCUGGAAAAUCAGCUUCUAAAACCCCUGAAACUUCUACCUACAGCAUAGAUACUAAAUCGGUUUCUGAAGCAGGAUCAAUGAAAAGUGUAAAAUUAGAAAGAACUAUGAUUCUGAAAGAUGAUAAGGCAAAAACAACAAUUACAGUAACAGAAAAUGAUUUGACUAAACCAGACGAAUCAAUAGGUACAAAAACAAAUAUUGAAACAAAACAAACAGCAGGAGCCACCGGCAAAGAAAUUGUCUUGACCACACCAUCGAUCGUGGAAGAGCAACUCAGAACCACAACAUAUAUUAUUAAUGAAAAUUCUGAAAUGCAGAUGCAUUUGACUGAUAAAGAAAUCAAUGAUUCUCUAACGUCGCCGAACCAAACGGUAAUUACUGAAGCGAUAACCUCUCCUUCUAUUCCAGAAAGUAAAUCACACUGGAAAAAGGAAAAAGCACAGAAACCGCAGCUAGGGAACACCGUUUCUGAAGCUGAAGUAGCAAUUAGUGUAAAAGAAGAAACUGUCAUACCAGCGGUUGUGGAGAUCACUCAUAAAGGAACACCAAUUGUUAUUCCAAAAUCUGAUUUGCUAGGUUUAACUCCAGUUUCUGAAAGAUCAGACAAAUUGUAUGAUACCACUCAAAAAUUUGGUGUUGAAAUAGUUAAAGUUGCUUUAACGACCGAACCACAAGUAGGAAUUGAAAUAGUGAAAGUAUCCAGUGAGCAUGUUCUAGAAAAUGGUGGAAGUGUUGAUGUAGAUACUACAUUUUAUCCAUAUACGAAAAGCAUUGAAUCAAUUCAGUUUAUAGAAAAUACUACGAAAUUCAAACCAGAUUUAACAACAGCAUCACAAAAAACUGAGACCACCAAGUCAGAAUUCAUCCAAACCUCAGUCCCAAUUGAGGUAACACAGAGGAGAGCUGAAACAAUUACUUUGGAAAAGUUUUCAGAAGAACCAACAAAGAUUGUUAAAAGCUCUGCAGUACCUUCAACAUUUGAGCAAACAUCUGGAAAUACUGAGGCCGACGAUACGACAUCGCGUGAUACUGUAAUUGCAACAACUCCAAUAAGUAGUCUUUUGUCUUCCAAUCAACAACUUUCAACGACAACACCUGUUGCAGUAUUAAUUUCAUUCAGCAAACCAAUAAGUCAUGAUGAGUCAUCGAGAACAAUAGCAACUCAGUACUCGAUUACAACGACAAAUGCAACACUAAUUGAAAGCGCAACUGGAACUAUCCCAUUAAGCACGUCAUCUGUUGCUAGUCAAGUAACAACUGCCAAUUUAUCGAUGAAAUUGAUAUCUGGAAAUGCUACAGAAGAAGUAACAAAGACAGAAUCUGUUGUAAAUGACGGCAAAAGUACUACUAUGGAAAUAGAACAUCGCAAGGCACCUCCAAAGAAAGAUGUCGAAGUUGAGGGUUCAGGAGAGGAAAUGACUAACUUUCAAACUGUCAGCAACACCAGAGGUCUUGUUUCAAGUACUAUCAUCGAAACAAGUGAUCUUUUAAAAACAGUAGCUGCAAAUGAUAAGAUUCACGACGUUGGAUUGGAAAUUGUACUCAUGAAAGGAUAUCCUAAAAGAACCGAAAUUGUAAUUGCUGCGACGAGUGCACCAGUGCAGAAAAAUUGGACUAAUAUAGUGGAUAUAUCACCAGAUGCUAUUUUAAAUACUUCGUUCUCCUUGCUAUCCACAACGGAGUCAGACAGAGAUGUGAAGUCUACUUCAGAUUCUACAGGAGGAAAUUUGACCACAAGAGAAUUUUCAACAUUUGAUUCUCACUAUAUCAAAGAAACAACAGCUUUUGAAGCAAUUACUUCGAAAGAUUUUGAGCAGAUUGAUGGCAUUAUUAGCGGAAAAGAAUUAGGUCCCACUGCAAAUAUUUUUAGACCUGAAAUUGCUUCCACUUCUGCAUCAGGUACAGCUGAAAUUGCAGUGAUUUCGAAACAAUCAUCAUCUGAAUCUAUGGCACUCUUUCCUACGACUGGUAAGACUUUGCUACCAAUUGAUAAAAAAACUAAAAAUACUUUGAAACCCACAGAUAGCGAUGAAACUACUAUUUUUCAAAUGGAUAGUGAAAAAUUAAGAAUUGUUACUACACCGCAAUCCAUAGAAUCGUCAAAAGGAUUUUCAAGCUCUUUAAAUAAAGAAAUUCUUGCGAAACCAUCCGAAACUAGUGAAGAACCUGCAAGUUCGACUGUUGAAAACAUUGCAAAAGUUGUAACUAUCACCGAAGAAGUGGGGAGAGGAGUUGUGGCGACAGAUGAAAGCAUUAAGUAUUCCUCGUAUUCAACUUCUGUGGACUUGAGUGCCACUUCAGAAUCUGUGACUAUGACAGAAGCUGCUACACAGAAACCUAGUACCUAUAGUAUAACAGAGAAAAAUGUCUUUGAGAAAGAAUUAGUAACUUCCAGCAUUUCAAAAGAUGCAUCAGCGGGAACAAAACCUGACGUGAUCAUAUCCGGAAGUCUACAUGUCGGGACAGUUGAAGUACCGCGAGUAACAAACGUAACAGAAGCAUUUAGUGAAACCAAAGAAUGGACAGCUUCUGAUGUUGCGACAGUUAGUGAAGCUGCGACUACGAAUGCAAUUGGAUCGAAUAGCUUGGCUUCAUCUGUUACGACAAUAGAAGAAACCGGAUCCUCUGCAAUUUCCGAAACAAUUAAACUAGAAACUUCUCUUAUUUCACAAUCAGUUUCUACAAAAGAGAUUGAGUACGGAAUCAAUACAACGACAGUUACUUCGGACGUUUUUUCGCAAUCAAAGAAUGCAGAGACAUCAACGAUUUCAUUGUCAAGUUCUGAUCUUGCGACGAUUGUUGAGCAGAAAACUUCAGGACUCAAAUUUGACGAAAUAAGUGCUUCGAAAUUAGAGACAACAACCGUUUUUGGGAAUGGCACGGGGACAUUAGAGUCGGUAAAAGAUGAAAGUUUUUCAAAAUUUAUGACUACGACAAGCAAAGCGAGUAUGGGAACUGCGUCAAUUGGUCCAGUGGAAAGCGAAUCAGUAUCAUUUCGAGAAGAAACAUCUUCAGUGUUUGAGACCGCGUCUUCUGGUUUUAGAACUUCGACCAGUCCUUCAUUUCCUUCUAUUGAAGUUGUUAUGAAAUAUGAAAGCACUGUCAGUGUUACAAAUCCAGAGACUUUUUCAAGUUUGUUACCUGUUUUUGAAACGAAAGAAUCUGUUUCUCAAAUCACACCUUCCACCACUCUUGCUCCUCAAAUUUCUCAAAUAUCUUUCGAGAAUUCUGUAUCUCGAAAAACACCAGCAGAAAACAGCACCGUUCUUGAGCACUCCGAAAGUUCUAAAACCGAUUUUUCAUUAACACGAACACCAUCUAAGGGUAAUUUAGAAAUUGUAUCAACUGCUGAUAGCACAGAUUUAUUAAAAACAGGUGCAAAAGCUGCCGGAUGGACGUUGAAACCAGAGACAAAAAAAAGUGAGGUGCUAGAAGUGAAGACAGAAGUUCCUGGUCUCACUUCUGGAGUGGAAACAUCCGAAUCAACUAUUAAUCCAACAGCGAUUUUCACAGAAGUUGAUCAAACAUUAAAUAAAAGCUCAGUAAGCGAUGAAAGCUUGUUAAAAAUAGCACAACAAGAAACUAUAAGUUCUCUGUAUGAUAAUAUUUCGAAAUUUGGACAAUACGUGACAACUACGAAAGAGACAUACAAUCUAAAAGUAACUACAGAAACAGCAAUCAUUCAAAAUUACACUAAUAUCGGUGUAUCUUUGCAUUGUCGAAGUAGCGAUGAAUGUGGAACUGAUGCAUACUGCGAACGACGAUCUGGCGUUUGUCGUUGUUAUCCGGGAUUUGAUGGACAACCACCAGUAACUUCAUGUAUCGAUAUCAAUGAAUGUGAGCGGCAUUUGGAUGAUUGUGAUUCAACAUCUCGAUGUUCAAAUAAAGUUGGUGGUUUCAUGUGUUUUUGCGAAACUGGUUAUCGGAUGUCAAAAGAACAUAUUUGUAUAGACAUUGACGAAUGCGAAGAGCGUGCUGGGCGGCCUUGUAGUCAAUACGCUAAUUGUACCAAUAUACCAGGAUCUUAUCAGUGUCAGUGUAAUUUUGGCUAUACAGGUGAUGGAUACACAUGCAUUCCAAUAGAGAAGAGACAUUGUAAGGAAGAAGAAUUAGCGAAGUCUAAUUGUGGAAGUAAUCAUUUAUGUUUGGUGGAUGGCCAAGGUGAAAUUGACUGUAACACUUGUAAAAAAGGUUUUAUGAAGGAUGGAACGAGCUGUAUUGACAUUAAUGAAUGCACUCAAAGUGAUGUAUGUCAUAAGAAUGCAUCCUGCGAAAAUAUUAUGGGCUCUUAUUCAUGUCACUGCCAUCCUGGCUACAAAGGAGAUGGCUCCAAUUGUGACGACAUUGAUGAAUGCGAGAAUAAUCCAUGUCAUCCUCAAGCUAUUUGUAUCAAUCAUUCCGGUUCCUUCAGUUGUCAAUGCCCUGAUGAGUGGGUUGGCGAUGGUAAAAACGAAUGCAUCAAUCCAUCUGAUACCGCUUGUUUGGAUAAAUUAUCGGUUUGCAAACAUACCAAUCAUACAACAUGUUUGUCAGUUAACCUCGGUUUUGCGACUACCUCGAUAUGUGAAUGUUCCGCUAAUUAUCGGUAUAAUUCUAUCAAACAUAGCUGCGAAGAUAUUGAUGAAUGUGCAGAGAACCGUCACAACUGCGAUCCCUCAAAUUCAGUUUGUGUUAACACAGAUGGUAGUUACAUAUGUGAAUGUUCAUCUGGUUAUGAAGGUGCAGGAGGUGUAUGCGUUGAUGUUAACGAAUGUGAGCGCGGUAUUGCUGGUUGCAAUGUAGCUGCUCGAUGCGAAAAUUAUUUGGGAAGUGUCGGAUGUAAAUGUCCGCAGGGAUUUAUUGGUAAUGGCAUACAUUGCAUUGCUACCAAAUCGUUCAUAAAAGCCGAUUCCGGUUGUAACGAUGAAUGGAGAAAGAAAUGCAAUGAUGUGAAUAGAACAUGUCAUAUCGAUGAUGAAGAUGUACCACAGUGUGGAUCGUGCAUUAUUGGUUAUCAACCAUUAAAUGGAAUAUGUCUCCCAAUACAAGAGGCAGGUAAUUGCGCGAAUCCAGAGAAGAACGAUUGUGACGUGAAUGCUGAAUGUGUCGAUGUAAAUCCGGGGCGUCAUUUUUGCAUUUGCAAAAUUGGAUAUAUUGGUGAUGGGCGACACUGUGAUGGUCCUAAUUGUCAUUUGAAUGUAUCAAUGUGCCACAAAAAUGCUCGAUGUCAACUUAACGGAACCUGCAAGUGCAAUGAUGGAUAUCGGGGAGAUGGAGUAAAUUUAUGCCAAUCAGAAAGUGGAGAAAAACAGGAUGAAAGGACAGACGUUUCAAAGAUCACAAAAGGUGGUGUAGUUGUGAAUCAGGAGACGGGAAGAGAAAGUACAAUGUUGACCUAUGAUUCUGUUUUUGCUUCCGGAUUUGCCGGUCCGUUCACAGUUGUGCCAGUUACGGAAGUAACUGAAACAACAAACGAUGUGACAACUCAGCAAAGCAGUACUGUAACAAGAAAAGGCAUAAAUGUAACUAAAGAAAGUUUUGAAAGCGAAAGUGUCACUACUUCCAGAACUUCACCAAGUUGGAAAAGUGAAAUUAUUCACGUAACAGUAUCUGAGAGUUCUGGCAAAGAUGACUUUAUCAGCAAAGAUUGGGAGCCUAGUACAAAACCUGAUAAUAAAUUAUUAUCCACUCCUAGAGUACUAUCUUCGGAAAUAGUAUCGAUGCAUGAGAGCGCAAAAGGAACUACGAGCAUUCCUGGUUUUGAUACCUCUGUUUAUUCUGACUCUAUUUCUUCAUCUAGAAUUCCGAUCAUUUCGGAAGAGGCGCAAAAAAUAGGCGUUCAAAGAUGCACUGCUGCCAAUCAAUCAGCAUGUCAUGAACUUGCAAUUUGUGCAGAGGAAAGCGGAGAAUGCGUUUGUAAAUUAGGAUAUCGUGGUGAUGGAUACUCCAUUUGCAUGAAAGAUGCUGAAGAUUGUACUUUCGAUCCAACAGUUUGCGAUUUACGUGCUGUGUGUGACGUAUCGACGCAUACAUGUAAAUGUAUUCAAGGUUACAUUGGUGAUGGCAUCAUUUGCGCUCCAGAUACUUUCGAUUGCUUGUUGAGGCCAAAUUUAUGCAGUAAUUUUGCUGAAUGUAUUGGUAGAAGAUGUACAUGCAAUGUUGGAUACACUGGUGAUGGUACUGAAUGUGUUGCGGUUGAACCAUUACAUGAUUGUACACGAUGUGAUAUGAAAGCAAAAUGCUAUAAUGAAACUUGUAUUUGUGAUAAGGGCUAUUUUGGUAAUGGCGCAGUUUGCUUUGCUGAUCCAUCGGACUGCAUUCAUUAUCCGGGGCUUUGCCAUUCUAAUGCUAUUUGUGAUGAAGAUAAAAGGCGUUGUAAGUGCACGCGCGGUUACAUUGGAAAUGGAAUGGAAUGUAACAGGAAAAAGAAUUUGUUGUGUUCCAAUGAUACAAGCAUUUGUGAUCAGAAUGCGGAAUGCCUUUCAACUGGUAUAUGCCAGUGUAAACAGGGAUUUGAAGGAGACGGAUAUUAUUGCCGAGCAGAAUGUAAGCAGCAAUGUGUUGCAAAUGAGCAAUGUUACCGCGGAGAGUGUCGAUGCACGGAAGGAUACAAACGGGGCGCAAAUGACACUUGCAUGGAUAUUGAUGAAUGUGCAAUGGGUACGCACGAUUGUCAUUCAGUGGCGCUUUGUAAUAAUAUGCCUGGUUCCUUCACAUGUAUUUGCCCGACAGGUUAUCAGGGAAAUGGACGCAAAUGCUCUCAACAUCAUCCUCUUCACAAUAUGUCCGUAGAUUGUGAACUGGAUGGGAUGACCUUAAUUUUGGUCAAUGAUCCUGACCUGUACGAUGGUCGAAUAUUUGUUCGUGGUCAAACUGAUAAUCCAUUUUGCUCUAAGAAGCUCAAUGCUUUGCUUGCUAACGAAACCGAAUAUCGUCUUAUAAUUCAGUAUGCCCACUGCAAUGUUAGAUUCGAAGAACCGAAUACUAUAGCUGUGACAGUAGUAAUUCAGCGACAUCCGAUGUUUAUCACUGAACGAGCGGAUGCUUAUGAUAUCAGAUGUACAUAUCCUGUUGGCGUACGAAAGGUAGCAAGUCAUGUGGGCAUUUCGGAGAUAACAACCACAAAGACCAUCAUUGAGACUGGAACUGGACCAACAUGCUCAUUAACCGUUACUAAUGAACAAGAUCAGCUAAUUGAUACUGCUACCGUUGGACAACCAUUGAAACUUGUCCUAAUAGUUUCUCCAAAUGAUACAUAUGGAGUUCUACCGCGAAAUUGUUUUGCAAUAAAUUUGGAGACAAGUGAAUUGUAUUUGUUAACUGAUCAAAGUGGAUGUGCUAUUGACACCGAACUUUUCCCAGAAUGGACAUAUCUACAACUGUGGCUUGCAACAGCAAUAUUUCGGACAUUUAAAUGGCCUGAUAGUUCAAUGAUCCGUUUUCAAUGUGACUGUUCGGCAUGCAUUGAAAGCUGUCCAAAGAUUAAUUGUACGAAACGGCGCGAAUCAAUGAAACAGGGUCGUUUUCGGCAUAUACGUGAAAUUCCAAGAAAUUCGGUAGAUGAAGAGUUAGAAAAGCACAUAGUAAAAGGUGGAAAAUGGAUGGCAUAUUCUGGAGCAUUACAUGUCAACGAAGAAGAGGAGCUGGUACGAGCACAACGCGACAUGAAACGCUGGAAAUAUCAGGGUUUGAAAAAUUACGAAGAACCAAUGGAUGUCUUUGGUCCUCCUAAUGAUAUUUGUAUUCGGUCUUUUUGGAUAAUACUAUCUCUACUACCGUUGCUAUUAUUAAUGGUACUUAUUGGUUUCUUAUCCGUUAUGUGGAGAAAGAAAUCUUUCACUAAAAUACGCUGGAAGAAGGGAGGUUUUAAUGAUAAUGAAUCUUCUUAUUUCAAAUUUUAG